This is a messenger RNA of Drosophila melanogaster (fruit fly), 2403 nucleotides long. RefSeq lists its product as uncharacterized. Bases 132 to 2177 code for a protein of 681 amino acids. The record is from RefSeq and is marked reviewed. The transcript has a single exon. Lineage: Eukaryota; Metazoa; Arthropoda; Insecta; Diptera; Drosophilidae.
ACAGCAUCAGUCUUCCAACAGCAGUAGUCGAAGUUGUAGCGAAGUUUUGGAGCACCCAGAGUUCCAGAAGUCCUACCAGUCGCUACCCAAAGUCAAACCCAACGAGUUGAAAGCAACCCAAGCACAGCAAGAUGCGGCUAUUUCUGAUCGGCUUGCUGGCCCUGGGUUCCGCGAGGGCCUUCUCUGUGAUCCGCACCCAGCCGCAUCCGCAGCUGGUGGCCUACGCUCCGGCCAGAGGCGAGUUCCCAGUGGUGAGUGGCCUAGCCCAGGGCUACGUCCGCUACUACGAUGGCACCGGAGCAGAGCGACUGCUGCCUUACAACUACCCGGAACCGCUGAACGGCAUCCGGGAUCUGUCCACCUCUAGUCUAGUCCGCUCCGGUGAGGAGCAAGAGAGCCAACAGAUCGCUCUGUUCCGUGCCUGGUGCGAGCAGCGCUACCAGGCCAUGCGCGUAGAACUGGAUCGCCUGAAGGCCCAGGGCCUGAAACCCACACCCAGCAUGCUGGCUCAGUUCGAGCCUCUGGAGCAGAUCGUCAAGUUUUCCGCCUUCGAAGCCGUUCCCGGACUGACCCCGGAGGUCCAGCGCGCCCGGGAUGAGCAGCUACGCAUCUGGAACGAGGCCAGGCUGGAGGUGCUGCGCGCCGAACAGGCUCAGCAGCUGCUCGGCCAGUCCCCGGAGUACCAGUACGAGAAGGAAAAGAUCCCUGUCAUGUACGCCCAGCCUAUGCAGCAGCAGAUUGUUCCAUACCAGGAGAACAUAUUGAUCAAAACCACCACUCAAGAUGCGCCUCAACCCAUUGAGGAGACACCGGAAGUGAAAUUGGCCCGCCAGGAACAUCUGAAGCAGUUCAACGAGGCCCUCCUCCGGCAGCCUGCCCAGGAAGCCAUCAUCCUUAAAGCCGUUCCUGGAAUUAAGCAGCCAAUCGCGAGCCAGCCUCAGCCGAUCAUCAAGAGCACCACAACCAUCUUUGAGACCCAGCCAGCUGCCCAACCCCAGGGAAUAUUCCAGAGGGGCAGCUUCACAGAUCAGCAGACCCCACAGCCCAUCGACGAAACUCCAGAAGUGAAAAAAGCUCGCGAGGAGCACCUCAAGCUGUUCAAUGAGGCCUUGCUCCGUCAAACUACUGCCCCCGCAGAACCCACUCUUAAGGCGACGACCACUAAGAACGAUCAGCCCCAAGCAUUCACCUUCCCAGAAAAAAAAGCUCCUCAACCUAUCCAGGAAACUCCAGAGGUCGUGCGCGCUCGGGAGGAGCAUCUGAAGCAGUUCAACGAGGCCAUCCUGCGGCAGCCAGUCGACAUCCAACAACAGCCCCUGAUUGCAACCGCACCGUUUGCUCCUCAACCCAUUUUUAAGAGCCCCAUUGCCGAGGUACCACAGCCCGUCCAGGACACUCCGGAAGUCAAGCUGGCACGUGAGCAGCACCUGCUGCUACUCAACCAAGCGAAAGUACAGGCCGAGGACAAGGUGGCCGACAUUGCCGACAUGAUCCGAUUGGAGGAGCGCGAGCAGGAGAAGGAGCGUCUGCAGGAGCUGGAACUGCGCAAGCAGGAGGAGAAGGAAGCCGAAAUGGAACGCCAGAAGGAGGCAGAUCGUCGGCUCGAGGAAACCCGCAUUCUGGAGGCCGAGCGUCUAAAGAUCGAGCAAGAAGAUCGCCAGCGGUUGGAGAGUGAAAAGCAGGAGCUCCUCCAGUUGAAGGCCACCUCCGCAGCCACCGUACCCGAGAAGGACACUCCUGAAUAUCUGCGCAAGGCGGAGCAGUUCAAGAUCAUCAACAACCAGGUGCAGCCCCAGCAGCAGCCCAACAUCGUGACCCAGCAGCAGCAAGUGCAAAAUGGCUUCUUCCUGCGCAUCCAAACCAACCAGCCCAACGCCAUCCAGCCAUCCACGGUCCCAGUGAGCACUCCUGCCCUAGUUCUAGCCGAGCCGGGCUCCAAUCCCUUCCUGGUUCGAUACACCACCAAGUCAGCAGCGCGGCCGCUUCCUCUGCAGACGCUUCAGCCCCUGCCCACUCCCAUUGCCUCCGAAUUGAAGCAGCAGGUCACAUACAGCUCCACGUCGUCCAGUGAACUGGACAAAGCCACCCGGGAGCACUUCCGCGCCCACGAGAUCGCCCUGGAGCAGCUGCGUCUGGCCAACCUGCGGAAUCCCUGGACCCCCGACUGCCAGCACUAGGAAGCUGGAAGGCCCUCCUCCGUCCGAAAACCCCCGUAUCCGAGCACGAAUUCGAAUCACUUGCAUUGCCCUAGGUUAGAUCACAUGCCCACAUCUCCUCAAACACAACACGUAAAUCCAUAACACCCCUCAUAGGUACUCAUACUCAUACUCGUACACCUGUAUACAUAGCUUGGCUAUUCACGCCGUCUCCCGAUUCAAAAUGCAUUCAGUUGAGAAACAACGC